Molecule: messenger RNA, 1057 nt
Organism: Gymnodraco acuticeps
Lineage: Eukaryota; Metazoa; Chordata; Actinopteri; Perciformes; Bathydraconidae
Exons: 7
Coding region: 11-1057 (348 amino acids)
Biological process (GO): apoptotic signaling pathway
Cellular component (GO): mitochondrion; membrane
Source: RefSeq, a predicted model, not a curated record
GAUUCUGAAGAUGGACAUUAGACAUUUCUUUAAUAAAAAAGACGGCAAUUCUCAAGUGGUGGCUCACACAACAACCCCAGAGCCACCACCUGAGCCAGGUGAACAAGGUGAGGCAUACUUUAAUGCAACAGGAGGUGCAGGGACUGAGGAUGUGACUCCUGAUAUUUUGGACAAAAUGGGUUUCAUCUCAUUGGAAGCCAUGGUAGCAGCUAUUUUUGCUGCAAUAAAGUCUGGAGCAGUUUGGAUUCUCUGGGCAAUCUUGAAGGCAAUCUUGAAGUCAAUCUUGAAGUCAAUCUGGGCGUCAUUUGGUUGCGGAUGGUUUAUGGCCGCAGCUGGAGGAGCAGCCACUGUGUUGGCGACUCCUGCUAUUCUAGCUGCCUUAGGUUUUACCGCAGGUGGAAUAGCAGCCGGCUCCAUUGCUGCCAAACUAAUGUCGUGGGCUGCAGUUUCUAAUGGAGGAGGCGUUGCAGCAGGAAGUCUGGUGGCAAUCUUGCAGUCACUUGGGGCUACAACUGGAGCUGCGGCUGGAGCUGCGGCUGGAGCUGCGGCUGGAGCUGCGGCUGGAGCUGCGGCUGGAGCUGCGGCUGCGGCUGGAGCUGCGGCUGCGGCUGGAGGAGCUGGAGCUGCGGCUGGAGUAGCUGUGGCUGGCAUGGUUUCCCUUGGUCUCGACAAGCCCCCGAUCCUGGACCGGGCACACCGCGCUCUCCGCAGCAGAGCGACACAAGACGUGCUCCCACCGCGGGCUUUUAUUGUGAAAUUCCACUAUCUCUCCGAAAAAGAAUCGCUGCUGAAGAAAGCAAUAGAGAUGAAAUCAGUGACGACCCCCGACGGUGACCAGAUCCGGCUUCUGCCGGACUUUACUCAGGCGGUGAGUAAACAGCGGGCAGCCUUUACCGAGGUGAGAGGGCUGCUGCGGAGCUGCGAGGGGGUGCGCUACGGCCUGACAUACCCUGCCAUACUGAUGAUCACAACAUCGGGGGGCCACGAGGCAAGUUUCAGCGAUCCAAAACUGGCAAAGGAGUUCGUUCUUAAUAAGGUGGUGCGCAAGGCUUCAUAA